Molecule: messenger RNA, 1362 nt
Organism: Giardia duodenalis
Lineage: Eukaryota; Fornicata; Diplomonadida; Hexamitidae
Exons: 1
Coding region: 1-1362 (453 amino acids)
Source: RefSeq, a predicted model, not a curated record
AUGCAGACAACUUUAAGCAGCAUUUCCGAGGCAAUAACUGUGUCCCAGAUACUAGCAAGUAUAUUGGAGACCGAAUCUAGCAUCUUCUCCUUCCCAGAACUCGCAGAAAUCAUCGAUUUGACCACGACAUAUAGCCUUCUAUUAGCAAAGAAGAUAUGCACACACCCGGAGGCCAUCAAAAGGGUCAAGACAGUAGAUAUGCAUCUACUCACUAGGAACGCUCACCAGUGGAUCACCGAGUCCCUCUUGGAAGAUAAUGCUAACUCUCUAGAGGCAAUAUUCGACGCUAAUGCACAAGCUACUGAGUCUGUGGGACGUGUUUGCGGGGUGAUUGAUGUGAUAAAUAUGCUAAAAGAAGCGCAUAUAAUACCUGAUAUUGUUGAUUUAGGGACUGUUAGUCAUGCAUUCCAGCAAAACUGUGGCACCGGUCGGAAAAUAGAUGCAUAUCACUUCCUUAAGCUUCUGGAAGAAAUUACUAACAAGAGUCCAAGACUGCUCUAUCAACUUGUUCAUCAGCUUUUAACGCACAAUGGGUAUACGAUAGUUAAUAAGGCCAAUCCAGCAAAUGACAUCAUAUAUGCCUCCGAUUCUUUGCCAACUAAAUUAACUAUGAGUGAGACCAUGACAAAAAGCGAUCUUGUUGGUGCUCAGGCUGAUGAGUUGCUCGAUGCCGAUGAAUCGGAAACAAAACUUUCUAACAAAAUAGAACGGCUGAUAGAGCAUAAUGUUUGUAACUCCCGCUCCACUCUCGUGAACGACUUGCUGACCAUGUCGCACCAUGCAAAAUAUAUCUCGUCCCCUACAAAGGUUUGUGCUCAGCCGCACUCAGCUUUACAAGCAAGGCCAUCCGUGGCAUGUGGCGCACCUACCAUACGUCCAGCUUCUGCAGACAUAAGCAAAAGGGGAUCUGCUCAUGAAGGUCAGCUAAAUGCAGAUCUUAUUGCAGUUUACUCUCGACUGUUCUAUGCAAAGUAUAGAAGCUUGCUCAUAAAGAAAAUAAAUCCGACUCUGAUAAUGCCCGGUGGCCGCACGUAUCAGCUACGACACAAGUUGGGCUUUAUGUACGACUCCAUUAAACGGUUUUAUGGCACCACACAGUAUGUGUCCUUUAAUAGCGCUUUAAGCUUUUUGCUAGUUCACAUGAAGCACUCCGGAUUGACACGGAGGUAUCUUUCUGAGAUAGUAAUGAAAUCAUUAGAUGUUAAGCUGGGUGGGCAGUACGUCAUGAGCGAAUUGGGAUUUGCAGAGAUGCUCUUUAUAGCGGCACUUAGCAUAUAUCACAAUGACAACGGAAAGUGUGACAUGAUGACGAUAGAGGAGAAAGUAAUGAGAGUAAUAACUAUUAUUGUAGAGAAUAGGUGA